This is a messenger RNA of Podospora pseudocomata, 909 nucleotides long. RefSeq lists its product as uncharacterized. The coding region runs from base 1 to 909 and encodes 302 amino acids. NCBI's taxonomy places the organism in Eukaryota, Fungi, Ascomycota, Sordariomycetes, Sordariales, Podosporaceae. The record is from RefSeq and is a predicted model, not a curated record. The transcript is spliced from 2 exons.
AUGUACGCUACCUUAGACAUCCAAUCGCAGGUACUGUUGCCCAUUAACGUUGCAACAACACCUCACCACACUACGGUACACCAUCUUCCCCGGUUCUUUCAUACGAGUAGUGAAUCCUCAUCAGGAUCAUCAUCCCUACUCAUACUAUGGAGCUAUGGAGCAUCCAUUCUCACCCCGACCAAAACACCCGUCAUACUCGCGAUCAUCAACACCCAAAAUGCCGAGUACGAAAAGAAAAUCACCAUGGCUUGGUCGACAAUGCAAACAUCCUCCCCCACAAGCAGUGGACCGACUAAACCAGCGAUUGGAUCACUCGGACAAUUCUCUAUAAACUCUUCUCCAUCAAAGAGUCAAUGCAAAAACUACAAGUACAACCUUCAUCACCCCCAUCAGUCCCAUCCUCUUCACCCAUCCUCAUCCUACACUUCCACACAAACCAACCAACCAACCACCAAAAUGCAGCUCUCCCUCACCUCCCUCGUCUCCCUCCUCGCAGCGGCCCAGUCCGCCUCAGCCUGGCAGAGUACGUCAACCACACCCCCCCUCCCUUUGCCCUCUUCCCCAUCACUAACCUAUUCCACAGUUAUCGGCUACGCCGACAGCAGAAUCUGCAACGACCAGGUCCAGAACCGCGUCCUCCGCGGCAGCACCUUCCACGACACCUGCUUCACCUUCGGCCAGUCCAUGCCAGGCGUGUCUUGCACCCACUACGCCAGAAACGGGGCCCCCGCCCAGGCCUGCAGCGGCCAUCUCCCCAUCGUCUCCAUCCGCCACGGCACCGGAGAGAACUGCAUCUUCUACAGAAACGGGGGCUGCACUGGCGACCAGAUUUGGAAGAACGGCGUCAACGGCUGCGCUACCUUUGGCGAUCGCACCACCAUUGGAUCCUACAGGUGCAGCACCCGUUAA